Molecule: messenger RNA, 570 nt
Organism: Striga hermonthica
Lineage: Eukaryota; Viridiplantae; Streptophyta; Magnoliopsida; Lamiales; Orobanchaceae
Source: the annotation of a GenBank genome assembly
AUGGCCUGGUGCGCCGCCGCGAGGAGCUUCCACAUGCCGGCGAUCGAUGUCGGUGUCCUGCGCUCUCGAGCUCCAUUAGCCUUUGGAGCCGGAUGCGCAUCCUUGGCCGGUGGUGCUAACUUCCGCCGUUGUGGCCCAUCGCCAGCCUUCGCUUCUUUAAGCAUUUCAACUGAUGCCUGCGCAGUUAUUAAGGAAGCUGUGAAGACAGAAAAGGCUCCAGCAGCAUUGGGGCCGUAUUCUCAAGCAAUUAAGGCGAAUAAUAUGGUCUUUGUUUCUGGGGUUCUUGGACUGAUUCCAGAGACUGGGAAAUUUGUCUCGGAGGAUGUAGAGGAUCAAACUGAACAGGUACUUAAGAAUAUGGGAGAGAUACUUAAAGCAAGUGGUGCAGACUAUUCUUCAGUUGUAAAGACAACAAUCAUGUUGGCUGAUCUGACAGACUUUAAGAAAGUCAACGAAAUUUAUGCUAAAUAUUUUCCAGCACCAGCACCGGCUCGGUCCACGUACCAGGUUGCUGCACUGCCAUUGAAUGCACGGAUUGAGAUCGAAUGCAUAGCUGCUGUGCCACAAUAA